This is a messenger RNA of Marmota monax (woodchuck), 2745 nucleotides long. It is a transcript of the gene Btbd17, whose product is annotated as BTB domain containing 17. The transcript is spliced from 3 exons. Gene Ontology annotation, molecular function: protein binding. The coding region runs from base 1024 to 2526 and encodes 500 amino acids. NCBI's taxonomy places the organism in Eukaryota, Metazoa, Chordata, Mammalia, Rodentia, Sciuridae. The record is from RefSeq and is a predicted model, not a curated record.
CCCUGGCUCUGACGGCCCCUCUCCAUUGCCUCUUUCUAGAAGAGCAUCCGCUGCACUUCCCAGCUGGGGCUGCUGCCUUGCUCUCCGCCUCAGUUUCCCUGCGGUGGCCUGGGGCACUGCGUGUCUCCUUGGAAUGUGGGGAAGGGAGAGGUUGCAGCUGCAAACUAGAAACUGGUGGAAGAAGGCUUCAAAGAAGGAAUCCUGAGAGCGGGCUGCGUGGGGAGGAGAACUGAAGAAAGAAAGAAGAGGGGUGGACCGGCGCCCGCCCUGGGAGGGGCCCAGCCCUGCGCCGGGCAGGGGUGCUCCUCAUGCGCUAUAGCACGGAGGGGGGUGUGUGGCUCUAUGCCAGCCCUGCCACCAGGGCUCACUGUGACCCUGGUGUGGGGGGGUGGCCACCGUCCCUAGGGAGGAUCUCUCCUAUCGGCCCGUUGCCCACUCCAGAGCAAGCCAGCAACUUUUUCCAACAAAGAACAAGAGAAUGAUCCCGGUUACCCCAGGGACCCCUACUGGAGAGUCUUGUCCUUCUCUCUGGAGAGCCAGCCCACCCCAGGUGGGAGCAGGGGAUGGGAGCCUGAGCCACCUCUUCCCUCGUCUCCUCCAGCCUUCCCUUUGCUCUCCGCUGGUCAUGGUGCCUCAGCGUGUGCUGCCAGGCGUGCCCUGUGCCAGGGUGGAGGCUGGGCCUGGGGUUUGGGACAGGGGCUGGGGACCCUGGGGCUGGUGGCUGCCCGUGGUCCGGAGCUCCUGGAUUGCCCUUCAGGAGGCCUAAAACUUUCUGGGAGAAGAAGGGCCAGCCUGGCGGGGUCAUGAGGAGAAGUGGGGGAGGGGGGUCCGGAUCUGUUCCCCUUGGGGGCCCAAGGCAGCACAAUAGUCCCUGUGGCUGCCACUCUCUGGCUUAAGUGGUUGCCUGGGCAACAGCAGGGGCCAGUUUCCACCAAUCCAUGGCAGAAGCUGGGUGGGGGGAGGGAGGCCAGGCAGAAAGGGGGGUGUUGUGCCCCCGUGCUGGAUCCUAUAUAAGCAGGAGGGAUGCAAUUGAUCAGAGUGGCUUGGACUUCAGUGUCCCUCCAGUGGAACCAGGGGCGGAGCACAAAGAUGUUUAGGAUAGGCCACUGCAAGUCUGGGUCCUGGGGCAGCUUCUGGACCAUGCUGACCUUGGUGGGCCUGGCCACUCAUGCAGCCCAGAGAUCCGAUGUGGGCGGGGAGGCAUCGGGCACCUCCAUCAACCACUCCCAGAUGCUGCUCCACCGCCUGCAGGAGCUGCUGCACCAGGGCAACGCCAGCGACGUGGUUCUGCGCGUGCAGGCUGCGGGCACCGACGAGGUCCGCGUCUUCCACGCCCACCGCCUGCUGCUGGGGCUGCACAGCGAGCUGUUCAGGUUGCUGCUGAGCAACCAGAGCGAGGCCAUGCUGCGGGAGCCCCGGGACUGCGCCGCCGUCUUCGACAAGUUCAUCAGGUACCUGUAUUGCGGAGAGCUGACGAUACUGCUUUCUCAGGCCAUUCCACUGCAUAAGCUGGCCACCAAGUACCGGGUGGCCUCCCUACAGAGAGGCGUGGCCGACUACAUGCGCGCACACCUGGCAGGAGGCGCAGGCCCUGCGGUGGGCUGGUACCACUACGCCGUGAGCACGGGGGACGAGGCCCUGCGUGAGAGCUGCCUGCAGUUCCUGGCCUGGAACCUGUCUGCCGUGGCAGGCAGCGCCGAGUGGAGCUCCGUGAGCCCCGAGCUGCUGGCGCAGCUGCUGCAGCGCUCGGACCUGGUGCUGCAGGACGAACUGGAGCUGUUCCACGCGCUGGAGGUGUGGCUGGGCCGCGCGCGGCCGCCCCCCGCCGUGGCAGAGCGGGCGCUGCGCGCCAUCCGAUACCCCAUGAUCCCGCCGGCGCAGCUGUUCCAGCUGCAGGCGCGCUCAGCGGUCCUGGCGCGGCACGGCCUGGCGGUGGCGGACCUCCUGCUGCAGGCCUACCAGUUCCACGCCGCCUCGCCGCUGCACUACGCCAAGUUCUUCGACGUCAACGGUAGCGCCUUCCUGCCCCGCAACUACCUCGCGCCCGCCUGGGGCGCCCCGUGGGUCAUCAAUAACCCGGCCCGCGACGACCGCAGCACCAGCUUCCAGACACAGCUGGGCCCGAGCGGCCACGACGCCGGCCGCCGGAUCACAUGGAACGUGCUCUUCUCGCCGCGCUGGCUGCCCGUCAGCUUGCGGCCCGUCUACGCGGACGCUGCGGGUACCGCGCUGCCCGCGGCGCGCCCAGAGGACGGCCGUCCAAGGCUUGUGGUCACGCCGGCCAGCAGCGGCGGCGACGCUGCGGGAGUGAGCUUCCAAAAGACGGUGCUGGUGGGGGCGCGCCAGCAGGGCCGCCUGCUGGUGCGCCACGCCUACAGCUUCCACCAGAGCAGCGAGGAGGCGGGAGACUUCCUGGCGCACGCCGAUCUGCAGCGGCGCAACUCCGAGUACCUGGUGGAGAACGCCCUGCAUCUGCACCUCAUCGUCAAGCCUGUGUACCACACCCUCAUCCGGACCCCCAAGUAGCCUCCGGAUUGGGAAAUAAAAGUCUUGCCUAGAGGGCACCAGGGUCUGGGAGGGACAAGGCCAGUGUAGAGAUGACUGCCAGCCUGGGCCCUGGGCGAUCAGGCACUGGCGACGCUGGGCUGGAUGGAGGCCAGGUGAGCGGUGGUAGACCAGAUGUCCGGCUUCAGGAGCGGUUUCACAUGUAGGCAGCGCUUGGCCCUGAAUAAAUGGAUGCCCAGA